Molecule: messenger RNA, 3188 nt
Organism: Aspergillus melleus
Lineage: Eukaryota; Fungi; Ascomycota; Eurotiomycetes; Eurotiales; Aspergillaceae
Gene: msh1
Product: mismatch repair ATPase MSH1
Exons: 1
Coding region: 410-2959 (849 amino acids)
Biological process (GO): mismatch repair
Cellular component (GO): nucleus
Molecular function (GO): ATP binding; ATP-dependent DNA damage sensor activity; mismatched DNA binding
Source: RefSeq, a predicted model, not a curated record
GGGUGCAGCCCGCCCAUCGCUGCGCGUCGCGACGCCUAUACCGACAUCACACUUGACAUUCAGGAGAGGUGCAAAAACGAAAUCAACCGUGAAGCUGAAGGACCUACCACAGGGAGCGCUUAAAUUGGAGCCAUAUACCGAUACCGUUGACGAUGCACCAAGAUAUCCAACAGUCGUGCAAGGGCACAAGAACAACAUGCAGAAAUUUAAGAACUGUGUGAUUUUGACCAGAGUAGGAGGCUUCUACGAGGUACGGAUGACAAUGCCGAUACGGCCUAGGGGUUUCAAAGAGGUGACAUGAAGUAAAUGCCUGACCAGAUUCCAGCUUUACUUUGAGCAAGCCGAAGAGCUGGGCCCUUUACUAAACCUGAAGGUUGCUUCGAAGAAGACCAGUGCAGGCCCCGUGCCCAUGGCCGGAUUUCCGUUUUUUCAAUUAGAUCGCUUCUUAAAGACACUGGUGCAGGAUCUCAACAAGUACGUAGCGAUUAGCGAGGAGUUCGCCCCUAGCACGGAUGACAGGACACGCUCGACCGGCCUUUUGUUUGAUCGGAAAGUGACCAGAAUCAUCACUCCUGGGACAUUGAUCGAUGAGAAGUUCAUGGAUCCUUCAGAGAACAACUUCUUGCUGGCUAUAUACAUUGAUAUUCCGGCGUUGCAAGCACAACUGGAACAACAACAGGACGGAUCCUCAUAUCAACAUAUUCUGUCGUCUGCAUCGCAGCAUGUAGGCCUAUCCUGGCUAGAUCUCUCAACGGGCGACUUCUUUACCCAGCUUACCACGGCGCAAAUGCUCCCCUCGGCUAUUGCGAGGAUCGGCGCGCGUGAGAUAGUGGUUGAUCAAGGUCUCCAGGAUCUGAUCGGGCAGGAGUUGCAAUCGCUCAUCGGGCACGACCAGCGCCUGAUGACCCUUUUCCAGUUUCGUGGGGAUAUCUUGCCAAUGUCUCAGUGGGGUUCCAUGUUAGAAGCGCCCAUCAAUGCAAAGGCAAUGGACUCAUUCACCCGAGAGGAAGUGGCUGCCGGUUCUAGCCUCUUGGAGUAUAUCAGAGAACAACUUCAAGGUUCAAACAUGAAACUUCAGCCCCCGCGCCGUCGGCACUUGGAUGAAUCAAUGAACAUUGACCGUAACAGUCUACGAGGCUUAGAGAUUCUCGAAUCAGCCCGUGAUGGGUUUGGGAAAGGCAGUCUGUUGCAUGCAGUUCGCCGCACGUCGACUAAGAGUGGAGCACGCCUUUUGAGAGAUCGUCUUACAUCUCCGUCUACUUCUUUAGAGGUAAUUAACGAGCGGUUGGAUCUCGUUUCACUCUUUAUCACCGAUUAUGAACUACGUGAUAGCGUAAUACAGCUACUGAAACGGAGCUAUGAUUCUCAACGCUUAGUUCAGAAGUUUACCCUGGGCCGAGGGGAUCCCGAUGAUCUGAUAUGUUUGUCUCGGGCUAUAGAGGCAUCGAAAGAGAUUAGAAGGGUUAUGUCCGUUUCUACUCACCAGGGACACACUAGCCCUUAUGCCUCCAGCCUAGUGGCGAUGAUUAAUCGAUUGCAUCUCGACGGGCCAUCAGCGCUGGCAGACAGGAUUCUGGCAGCCAUUGACGAAGAGGGUCUGCAGCAGAAGCAGCGAAUCGACGAUGACACGGCUGCAGAGGCGGCCACCCUGGCACAAGAGGUGGCUACGAAUGAGGGCGUGCCGUCGGAUCUGGAGGCGCUGCCGAAGAAAGUUAGAGCAAAGAAUAGCGAUCGAUCGAACGCCGCGACCGACGAGCUUUCGGAUGUUGAGUCCUGGAUCAUGAGGCGCGAUGCAAGCCCGGCACUCCACAAGCUUCAUCAAUCAUUGGCGAGCUUGCAGGAUGAGAAAGUUACUCUGACUCAGACACUCCGUGACGCGGUCGGGUCGUCCGCGUUGUCUCUCAAAUGGACACCUGGCCUAGGACACAUUUGCCAUGUCAAGGGACCUAAGGUUUCACAGCAGGCAUUAGAGGAAUUGGGGGUCACGCGAAAUGUUUCGUCAACCAAGUCCACACGAUCUUUUUACCUCCCUGCCUGGACGGAGCUCGGCGGACGAAUCGAUCAGGUCAAGCUCCAGAUCCGACAAGAGGAGCAGGCAAUUUUCGAAAAUCUACGCCGGGAGGUGAUUUUGAACCUUGUGAAAAUUCGACGCAACGCGGCGGUAAUGGACGAGCUUGACGUUGGGUGCUCCUUUGCGACGCUGGCAGAAGAGCAGCAUCUCACCCGUCCUAUUCUCACGCAGGGAACCAGCCACAAGAUUGUGGGCGGACGACACCCGACGGUCAAACUUGGGCUUGAAGAGCAGGGGCGACGCUUCGUCAGCAACGACUGCUUUUUAGGAGGGUCUGAACGCAUCUGGCUCGUCACCGGGCCUAACAUGGCCGGUAAAAGCACAUUUCUCCGCCAGAACGCGUUGAUCACGAUUCUUGCGCAGAUUGGAUCCUUCGUGCCCGCCGAGUAUGCGGAGAUUGGAAUGGUCGACCAAAUCUUCAGUCGGAUCGGGGCCGCCGACGACCUCUUCCGGGACCAGUCGACUUUCAUGGUGGAGAUGCUAGAGACCGCGACUAUCUUGAAGCAGGCCACCCCUCGCUCUUUCGUGAUCAUGGACGAGGUUGGGCGAGGGACGACGCCGGAGGACGGAACGGCGGUCAGCUUCGCGUGCCUGCAUCACCUGCAUUAUCGCAACCAAUGCCGGACGCUGUUCGCGACCCAUUUUCACGCCCUUGCAGAUAUGACACAGGACUUUGGAGCGCUCGGGCGAUACUGCACAGAUGUUAAGGAAACGGCUUCGGGUUCGUUCUCCUUCGUCCACCGACUCCGCAAGGGAGUUAACCGUGAGUCUCACGCCUUGAAGGUAGCCCAGCUGGCCGGGCUGCCUUCGGAGACUAUCGACAUGGCCCAUGCUGUUCGGCAGAGCAUCCAGAAAGAGGUGAAUGUCAAUGGGGAGCCUGCGUCAUGAAAGCAGACAUGCGUGUUGUUGGAUCAUUCGUAUCCACGUAUGUAUGUAUUCCUGUAUGUACAAUAGCAUCUGUUUCCACUGUUCAAGAUACCACUCAAUUCAAUUCCGUUUCCCAUUUCAAUCCCUCAACAUCCUCGUUGAUAGAUACCCUUGCUUCUUUUUCCACUUCCCAUCACCGCACGGCCUCCCCUAAAGCUUCGCCUUAACCACCCCACCCCUCAACGACCCC